Molecule: messenger RNA, 1493 nt
Organism: Brachypodium distachyon (stiff brome)
Lineage: Eukaryota; Viridiplantae; Streptophyta; Magnoliopsida; Poales; Poaceae
Product: imidazoleglycerol-phosphate dehydratase
Exons: 8
Coding region: 205-1017 (270 amino acids)
Biological process (GO): L-histidine biosynthetic process
Molecular function (GO): imidazoleglycerol-phosphate dehydratase activity
Source: RefSeq, a predicted model, not a curated record
GUCACAGUCUGCAACUUCCCCUCCUCCCGCACCCGGCCGCUGACGACCACUACUCCUCCCGCCCUCCGGUGCCCCCCUUUCUGCCGCCGCCGCCGGCCCCUCUCCUCCCUCGACGGCGCCACCUCUUCUCCCCCAACUCCUAGGACCCGAACCCAGCCACUAGCUCGAGCCGCAACCUAGGUUCGCUCGCUCGAGCUCCCGCUGAUGACCACCGCGCCGUUCGUCUCCCCCUCCCUCUCCCGCCUACCCUCCGCGCGGGCCUCUCUUGCCCCCAAACCCUCGGCGAUUUCCGGUACCGCGGUCGCCUUUCCCGCUCGUCCUCACGGGUCGUCGCUUCGCCUGAGGUCGCCUGUCAUGGCUGCUGUCUCCGGUGUCGGCGGCAACGGCUCUCCGGCGGUGUCAGACGAUUUCGAAGUGUCGUCUAGGUUGGGAGAGGUCAAGAGGGUGACCAAGGAGACGAAUGUGCACGUGAAGAUCAACCUGGAUGGCACUGGUGUUGCCAACUGCAGCACAGGGAUACCGUUCCUAGAUCACAUGCUUGAUCAACUGGCAUCACAUGGUCUGUUUGACGUAUACGUGAAGGCGACAGGUGACACUCACAUUGAUGAUCAUCACUCAAAUGAGGAUAUUGCUUUGGCAAUUGGAACGGCACUACUUCAAGCACUUGGAGAUCGAAAAGGAAUUAACCGGUUUGGGCAUUUUACAGCACCACUUGAUGAGGCAGCAGUUGAGGUUAUACUGGAUCUAUCUGGUCGACCACAUUUGAGCUGUGGCUUAAGUAUUCCGACUGCACGAGUUGGCACAUACGAUACACAGCUAGUUGAGCACUUUUUCCAGUCCCUUGUUAAUACAUCUGGGAUGACACUUCACAUCCGUCAGCUUGCGGGAAACAACUCUCACCAUAUUAUAGAGGCAACUUUCAAAGCAUUUGCUAGGGCCCUUCGACAAGCAACAGAAUACGAUUUGCGCCGACAUGGUACCAUCCCCAGCUCAAAAGGUGUUUUGUCAAGGUCUUAGUGUUGCAAGUUCAGAAAUUGAUGCAUGCUACAAUUUCUUGAAACUUGGAACGAUAAAGAGGGAAUGGAUGGCCUACUACAGUCCCUUGUGCUUGGUACUCACACAGGGAUGGGAUUCAGCAGCAGUUCUCGGACAAUCACGUCAUCGAGAUGGCUCGCCCUUCUGGUCUGGGUUGGAUGUCUGUAUUGGAGUACCUGGAAUUUAAUUGGGCCCAAUAUCAAAUCAGCUUCUGUAUUGAAAUGGGCUCUAAUAUCAUCAGGGUUUAUUUAUCCUAAUAACAUCAGCUCGCUACUAUUCAGACAAAAAUAAAAGUGGUUUGCCAUUCUAAAAAACAGCGGUGCAAUCCCCGGAAGCGCUGCUGCUUGUAAGAAUCUUCAAAUGUGUGGAGUCAAUUCUCCCUAUGUGGUUUGUUGCCUGCUAAGCUGGACCAUUGAUCGGAUGUACGAGUAACAGGGAAAUCAUUGUUCGCGCUUGUA